Polyodon spathula (Mississippi paddlefish) is the source of this 2100-nucleotide messenger RNA. Its product is annotated as endothelin-3-like. NCBI's taxonomy places the organism in Eukaryota, Metazoa, Chordata, Actinopteri, Acipenseriformes, Polyodontidae. The coding region runs from base 370 to 999 and encodes 209 amino acids. The transcript is spliced from 5 exons. The record is from RefSeq and is a predicted model, not a curated record. Gene Ontology annotation, biological process: vein smooth muscle contraction; regulation of vasoconstriction; regulation of systemic arterial blood pressure by endothelin. Gene Ontology annotation, molecular function: endothelin B receptor binding; hormone activity. Gene Ontology annotation, cellular component: extracellular region.
UGUCUGCUAGGGGCGACUCUCAAUGCUUCGAAAAGAGACGGGCAAAGGGACCCUUGGAUCUGCAAGCAUGCUGGACACCUGAGAUCUCACAGCACAGACGCAAAAUGUGCGGGUUUUUUUUUUUUUUUUUUUGCAUUAGACCUUAACUGAAUUGGAACCUAUCUGCUAUUUGGAGUUUAAUGUAAGCUGUUGCUUACCAAGAGAGAAAGAAAAAGAAAAAGAAAACACCAAUACGGAUUUGUUUUCUCCAUUUUUUUUUUCUUUUCGUUUUUUCCUUUGUCUUUUGCAUGGCACUUAUAUAUUUCGUUUCUGUUGGGUAGUUGUAAUUUCGUUUUCAUAAUUGAUUUUCUCUCCUGGAGCGAUUGUGGCAUGGCUAGUGUGUUCUUAAUGGAUCUGAUGGUGCUAAUAGGACUAACAGCUAUGUUUGCAAAAGGUUCUCCAGCUCCGAGUUCCGGAUCCCUCGAACCCAGCUUCACACAGCAGGCAGUGAAAGCAGUGGACGGCAGCUCGGCUCUGGGUCGCUGUGUGGACAGCGGGUCAUCGCCGGGGAGUAAUCCGGGCGAGAUGAUUCCGAGCACGGGCAGAGAGUUCACAGCACCUCGCAGGAGAUCCAAACGCUGUACCUGUUACACUUACAAAGACAAAGAAUGCGUUUAUUACUGUCACCUAGACAUAAUCUGGAUCAACACACCAGAACGCACGGUCCCCUACGGCCUCUCCAGUUACCGGGGCUCGCAGAGGAUGAAACGCUCCGUGGAGCAUGUGCGGAGUGAGGGGCGAGCUGGGGCAGGCUCCCCCCGGUGUUCCUGUGUGGAGGGGGGGGACCCCCAGUGUGAAAGCUUCUGCAGGGAAAGGUAUAAAGGAGACUCAGCACAGAAGCAGCUGCCGCAGAAGAGACUCGGAGGGGAGAGCUUUCUGCCCACAGACAGCCGGACAGGCCUCUUCACUGCGCCACACAGGCAUCUGAAGUGGGGGCAGAGGGCUCCCUUCGUUCAGUAGGGCACGCCCUCCCCAGAGUCCAGCCAGCCCAGCACUCCACACACACGCGCUCUUCAAAGCGUCACUCCGUCUCUUCCUCUGAGCUCAGCUAACUGGCCAGAAAAAGGACGAAAGUUUGGAACGUAAGAGACUGUAUAUUUCUGAAUGCACCGGAACGGCUCAAACGGGCAUCAACCAAAAAUGGUUUCAAAAGGCACCAGGCUGAUGGAGACAAAGGAACUCGCUGAUAAUCUUUCCCAGCACCCUCUCUGGAUAGGGCUGCAUUGUGGUCACACUGACGUCACUUUGAGGUAUGGCAAGCAACCUCUGGGAGCAGGAUUACUCAGGACUCAAAAUGAGCACUAGUUAUUCACUGCAGGGAUUGUAUAAUGGGGCGCAGUUUAUAACUCGUGAACCGCAACAGAUCCCCGGCUUUUGAAGCCUUUGACCUACCUGACCAGAAUGCUAGCUGUGUGUGCUGCAGAACACUAGCAUCACAACACAUGCAUUCACACGCACUGUUACUGUUCAUGAUCAUCGGUGUGAUGGAGUGUGCAUCACCUCCUCUUCACUGUCAGGGUGUUUCAGCUCAAUAUAUUGAGCCUUUGAGUGCUGCCUGCCUUAUAAGAGUAUAUCAACAUGAAAUAUAUAACUAGAAAUAUAUCUUACAGAUGUUCAUAUUAACAAGUAUAUGGGCAUGGACACAGCAUAUAACCUGUGGGAUCCAGAUUACGUCUGGAAUACAGCGCCUUUUUAUUUCCUUAUUUGUUGUUCCUGGUGUUUUAUGUAUGUACUGAAAACAACAAGAUGCAAAAUGGGCAGUGUUCUUUCCUAUUGUGCUGUUUCUCAGAUUAGUCUGCAAUACAGUAUAUGUGCAAUCUAUGAAACUAUUAUUAUUAGUUAUUAUGAUUAUUAUUAUUAUUAUUAUUAUUCACCUUCCUUAACACACAAACGCCAACAACAUUUAUAUUGGUAGUUUCCUGCUCUGACAAACAGUUAAGACAAAAAAGACAGCUCUGUAAAACAUUGUUUCAUUUUGGGUCUUGAUUCACAAAAUGGACUACUGUAAGAAAAGUUUUGUUAAUUACAAAUUAUUGGUUUUUUUUUUUUUUUAGUUUUUUA